CACAGUAUUGGAUAAGGAAAAUCUUCCAAGCCUCGGUAGAGAUAACAGAAAAAAACACAACCACACCCACUUUUCCAUCUCCAUGGCCACCAUAUUCUCACCCUCAGCCCUCCUCCCCUCCUCCUCCUCCACCACCACCACAAAACCACCACAAACUCCACCCUUGAGCAAACCCCACCUACCUAUCCCACCCACCAAACCUCCCCUAACUGCCUUAUUAACUACCACUCUAACUGCCACAGCCCUUGCCACCACACUCCUCACCACUCCUCCUCCUUCCCUAGCUGACUCUCCACCCACAGCCUAUCGCCUCUACUACGGCACUGCCGCUAGCGCAGCCAACUACGGCGGCUACGGCGGCAACUCCGACAAGAAAGCCUCUGCCGAGUACAUCUACGACAUACCGGACGGUUGGAAAGAGCGGUUGGUCUCAAAGGUUGAGAAGGGAACGAAUGGCACCGACAGCGAAUUCUACAACCCAAAGAAAAGGUCAGAGCGAGAGUACCUCACUUUCCUUGCUGGGUUUCGUCAGCUGGCGCCUAAGGAUGCGGUGUUGAACAACUUGGCACUGUCGGACGUGGAUUUGCAGGAUCUGAUAGCGAGCGCCGACAGGGUGACAUCCGAGGAGAGGAAGGACGAGAGUGGACAGGUUUAUUAUGUGUACGAGGUUGAUGGGGUUGCUGCACAUAGUUUGAUCUCCGUCACUUGUGCUAAUAAUAAGCUCUAUGCGCAUUUUGUCAACGCGCCUACGCCGGAGUGGAACAAGGACCGGGACAUGUUGAGGCAUGUUCAUGAGUCUUUUAAGACUGUUGGGUCGUUUUAAUGUGUACUUUGUUUGUGGGGGGAUUGUUGAUAGAGCAAAGAGAGGCAGGUUUUAAUACUACAAUUAUAGAUUUUGUUGAUGUUAAUCCUUGUUCUUCUAAAGUUUUCUAAGUUCAAUUUAAUGUCAUGAAGAGUUGAUGUUUUA
Corylus avellana is the source of this 967-nucleotide messenger RNA. Its product is annotated as thylakoid lumenal protein (Mog1/PsbP/DUF1795-like photosystem II reaction center PsbP family protein). NCBI's taxonomy places the organism in Eukaryota, Viridiplantae, Streptophyta, Magnoliopsida, Fagales, Betulaceae. Gene Ontology annotation, molecular function: calcium ion binding. The record is from RefSeq and is a predicted model, not a curated record. Gene Ontology annotation, cellular component: photosystem II; extrinsic component of membrane; photosystem II oxygen evolving complex. Gene Ontology annotation, biological process: photosynthesis.